Molecule: messenger RNA, 3179 nt
Organism: Hyla sarda
Lineage: Eukaryota; Metazoa; Chordata; Amphibia; Anura; Hylidae
Product: threonine--tRNA ligase 2, cytoplasmic-like
Biological process (GO): threonyl-tRNA aminoacylation
Cellular component (GO): cytoplasm
Molecular function (GO): ATP binding; threonine-tRNA ligase activity
Source: RefSeq, a predicted model, not a curated record
GUGAUUGGAGGCUUUUGGCUGUAUACACAUGUAGUCUACCCCACAGGCGAUAUUAAUGGCUGCAGAGCAUUGCUCCAUUCGCUGCAGAGCAUCCCGCCCGUGCAGCGUGUCAGGCCCGCAGCUGUCUCCGUCUCUCCGAUCACAGGGAUUAUGGCCGCCCAGAUCGCAGACCGUCUCAUCCAGGAGCUGGAGAUCCGCCGGCUGAGCGAUGAGAUCGGCCGCCUCCUGGACCUGGGGACCCAGGGCACCGUGCAGGAGAACCCGAGCCCGGAGCUGGAGCAGCUGAGGGCCGAGAACGAGAAGCUCAAGUACCGCAUAGCGCAUCUCCAGCGCAGCCUGCAGGAGGAGCAGGAAAGAGCGGGGCCUGACGGGGAGCAGGCCGGGGAGCAGACUGACGGGGAGCAGGCCGGGGAGCAGACCGACGGGGAGCAGGCCGGGGAGCAGACUGACGGGGAGGCCUGUCCGGACAAUGGCGAGAAAUCUUUGAAGCAACAAGCUGCUUCCCUGAACAAAAAGAAUGAAAAGAAGGCCAGCAAGGAAAGUGAGGGGCAGAAGCAGGAGGGAAGGACGAAAGAUAAAGUGAGACCAGACAGACAUCCCCACACACCACCAACAAGUGGACAGCCUGGAUCCUUCCAACUCAUCCACCAAAGAAAAUACGUGGAUACUAUGCAAAGACCUUGGAGAGUGAUCUUCCCACUUGAGGAAGAUUUAAAGGAGCCUGCUUCAACCAUUAUAUUAAAAAGGCUGGAAAAGAUAAGGGAACCUACCGAUCAGGAACAAGCCGUAGAGGACCAAAACUUACCCUUGUGGCUGGAAAAAUGUGAUGAAAGCAGGUUUAAGUCAUCAGCCGCCACGUGGACUGUCUUAUUCCAAGAUCCAUCCCCAGACACCUAUUUACUACUACUGAAGAGAGGGUUGCAGGGCAACGCUAAAGAACAGUCAAAAAGAAAGUUCCAUCCAGUAGGUCCUAUUACUAAGGAUCCAACCGAAAAGAAGAAAGGGAAAGUGGAAGCUCUUCCAUCCCCGGAAUUUAUCAAGGACAGACUUCAGCUCUAUGAAACUUUGAAAAGGGAACAUGAUGCUUUAAUAGCUGAACGAGCCACAAAACAAAGCAAACCUAUCAAAAUAAUCUUGCCGGAUGGAAAGGCAAUUGAUGGACAGUCCUGGAGAACAACCCCAUAUGAAGUAGCUGCUGGGAUAAGUCGUGGAUUGGCAGAUAACACUGUUAUAGCCAAGGUAAAUGCCGAACUGUGGGAUCUGGACCGACCACUAGAGGUAGACUGCACCUUAGAGCUGCUGACAUUUGACCAUGAAGAAGCUCAAGCUGUGUACUGGCACUCUAGUGCCCAUAUUCUUGGGGAGACCAUGGAGAAUUACUAUGGAGGCUGCUUGUGCUAUGGCCCACCUAUCGAAAAUGGCUUCUAUUAUGACAUGUAUUUAGAAGACAGAGGGGUGUCCAGCAAUGAGUUUCCUACCUUGGAGAACAUGUGUAAAACAAUCAUUAAGGAGAAACAGCCAUUCGAAAGGCUGGAAGUCAGAAAAGAGCUGCUCCUGGAAAUGUUUAAGUACAACAAAUUUAAAUGCCGGAUCUUAAAUGAAAAAGUUGAUACUCCAACCACUACAGUAUACAGGUGUGGUCCUCUCAUUGAUCUGUGUAGAGGUCCCCAUGUGAGGCACACUGGGAAAAUUAAAUCCUUUAAAAUCUACAAGAAUUCCUCUACCUAUUGGGAAGGGAAAGCGGACAUGGAAACACUGCAGAGAAUUUAUGGGAUUUCCUUUCCUGAUAACAAGCAAAUGAAGGAUUGGGAGAAAUUCCAGGAAGAAGCGAAAAACAGAGAUCAUAGAAAGAUUGGAAAGGAUCAAGAGCUGUUCUUCUUCCAUGAACUAAGCCCAGGGAGCUGCUUCUUCUUGCCUCGGGGAGCUCACAUCUAUAACACCCUUAUUGACUUUAUCAAGGAGGAAUACCAGUUGAGAAAUUUUACAGAGGUAGCAACACCUAAUAUCUAUAAUAGCAAGCUGUGGGAAGCAUCUGGCCACUGGCAGCAUUACAGUGAGAACAUGUUCUCCUUUGAGGUUGAGAAAGAAACCUUUGCACUUAAACCUAUGAACUGUCCUGGACAUUGUCUUAUGUUUAGUCAUCGUCCUCGCUCUUGGAGAGAAUUGCCCUUGCGCUUUGCAGACUUUGGUGUUUUACAUCGUAAUGAAUUAUCUGGGACAUUAAGCGGACUCACCAGAGUGAGGCGCUUUCAGCAAGAUGAUGCUCACAUUUUUUGUACUAUGGAACAGAUAGAAGAGGAGAUGAAGGGGUGCCUACAGUUCCUGCAGUCUGUAUAUGAGGUGUUUGGGUUUACUUUUCAACUCCACCUUUCCACCAGACCUGACAACUACCUUGGAGAAAUUGAGAUGUGGAGUCAAGCUGAAAAGCAACUGGAGAACAGUCUGAACAAUUUUGGAAAACCCUGGAAAUUGAACCCAGGAGAUGGUGCUUUCUAUGGCCCCAAGAUUGAUAUUCAAAUCAGAGAUGCCAUUGGAAGAUACCAUCAGUGUGCAACAAUACAGCUAGAUUUCCAGCUCCCUAUCCGGUUUAACUUGACAUAUGUAGGCAAAGAUGCGGAUGAUAAGAACCGACCAGUCAUCAUUCAUCGUGCCAUCUUAGGAUCGGUGGAACGGAUGAUAGCAAUUCUUUGUGAAAAUUAUGGAGGAAAGUGGCCAUUUUGGCUGUCACCUCGACAAGUCAUGGUAGUCCCUAUUGGACCAAGCUGUGAAGACUAUGCCCAACAGGUGUGCAAAGAAUUUUUUGAUGCAGAUUUUAUGACUGAUGUGGACUUGGAUCAUAGCUGCACAUUGAAUAAGAAGAUACGAAAUGCACAACUUUCUCAGUACAACUUUAUUUUCGUUGUUGGUGAGAAAGAGAAGGCAAACAAUGCAGUCAAUGUGCGGACACGAGACAACAAGGUCCACGGGGAAGUGUCCAUAGCCUUGGCCAUAGAAAAACUUACUAAACUAAAAAAGGUGCGCAGUCAAAAUGCAGAAGAGGAAUUCUGAAGAAAAAAAAUCUGCCAUUUCUAGAAAUGGGCAGCUAUUUUGUUGCCACUAUAGUUGAACACAAACUACUAAUAAAGAAAUCUUUGGUAAUUUAUUAACUAUGAAUGUAUGUCGUGUCGUGAAUAUUUAUU